Molecule: messenger RNA, 675 nt
Organism: Naumovozyma castellii
Lineage: Eukaryota; Fungi; Ascomycota; Saccharomycetes; Saccharomycetales; Saccharomycetaceae
Gene: VPS24
Product: ESCRT-III subunit protein VPS24
Exons: 1
Coding region: 1-675 (224 amino acids)
Source: RefSeq, a predicted model, not a curated record
AUGGAUUACAUUAAGAAGACGAUAUGGGGGCCAGACCCUAAGGAACAACAAAGAAGGAUAAAAGCUGUUUUAAGGAAGAAUAAUAGGGCUUUGGAAAAGUCCCUACGAGAUUUGACGAACCUGCAAAAUAAGACGCAACAGCUCAUUAAACGUGCGGCGAAGAAGAAUGAUAUAAAAACAGUAAGAAUAUAUGCUAGGGAGUUAUAUCAGAUUAAUAAGCAAUACACUAGGAUGUAUUCGUCCAAGGUUCAAUUGACUUCCGUGUCAAGACAGAUUGACGAGGCUCUACGAUUGAAAACGAUGUCAGAUAAAAUGGCAGAAAGUACUGGCUUGAUGAGAGAGGUGAAUUCCUUAGUUCGUUUACCUGAAUUGCAAGGAACCAUGAUUGAACUAGAAAAAGAGCUGAUGAAAUCGGGAAUUAUUAGCGAAAUGGUGGAUGAAACAAUGGAUUCUGUAAUGGAAAGUGAAGAGUUAGAUGAAGAAGUGGAUGCUGAAGUCAAUAAAAUCGUCGAACAAUACACUAAUGAGAAGUUCGAAAAGAUCAACAACGUACCAACGACAGAAUUACCAGCACACGAGGAGGAGGAAAAGGAGAUUCCGGAAGACCAAGUAGACGAGGAAGCAGACAAGAUGCUCAGAGAGAUGAAGGAGCGUCUAAAUGCCCUCCAAAAUUAG